Molecule: messenger RNA, 4327 nt
Organism: Choloepus didactylus (southern two-toed sloth)
Lineage: Eukaryota; Metazoa; Chordata; Mammalia; Pilosa; Megalonychidae
Product: WASH complex subunit 2-like
Exons: 31
Coding region: 136-4125 (1329 amino acids)
Biological process (GO): protein localization to endosome; retrograde transport, endosome to Golgi
Cellular component (GO): WASH complex; early endosome
Molecular function (GO): retromer complex binding; phosphatidylinositol phosphate binding
Source: RefSeq, a predicted model, not a curated record
GGUCACGUGAGUCCAGUCACGUGAGACUCGUGAUGAGCCGGGGCGGCGCGGCGCAGCGCUCGGCUUCCGGAGCUUUGCUGCCCUGGGCUGGUUUGGGCAUCGCUGCCUGGGAGCACGCCGAGCCGCGCGGCCGGGAUGAUGAAUGGGACGACCCCCGACCCGGAGCGGGCGCCGGCGUCAGAGCCUGUGUGGGAGCGGCCCUGGUCGGUGGAGGAGAUCCGCAAGAGCAGCCAGAACUGGUCGCUGGCGGCCGACGCGGGCCUACUACAGUUUCUACAGGAAUUCUCACAACAGACUAUCUCUAGGACCCAUGAAAUCAAGAAACAAGUGGAUGGACUAAUUCGGGAAACUAAGGCCACAGAUUGCCGCCUGCAUAAUGUCUUCAAUGACUUCCUUAUGCUGUCUAACACCCAGUUCAUUGAGAAUCGUGUCUAUGAUGAAGAAGUGGAGGAGCCGGUACUCAAGACUGAGGCAGAAAAACCAGAACAGGAGAAGACCCGGGAGCAGAAAGAAGUAGAUCUGAUUCCUAAAGUCCAGGAGGCUGUGAAUUAUGGUUUACAAGUAUUGGACAGUGCGUUUGAACAGCUGGACAUACGGGCAGGAAACUCGGACUCCGAAGAAGACGACACUAAUGAGCGGGUAGAACUGAUCCUUGAACCGAAGGACCUAUACAUAGAUCGACCUUUACCUUAUUUAAUUGGGUCCAAGCCUUUCAUGGAGCAAGAGGAUGUGGGUCUCGGGGAGCUGUCUAGUGAAGAAGGCUCCAUCGGCAGUGAUCGUGGUAGCAUCAUGGACAGUGAGGAGGAGAAAGAAGAAGAGGAGUCAGAUGAAGAUACUGCCAAUCACAGUGACAGCUGUCAGAACCAGCACCCUGGACAGAUGAGUGAAGAGGAGGAGGAAGAAGAUGGCUGUGACCUUUUUGCUGAUUCCGAGAAAGAGGAGGAAGAGAUCGAGGACAUGGAGGAAAGUUCUAGACUUAAAAGUAGACCUACAUCGUUUGCUGAUGAGCUGGCCGCUCGCAUCCGAGGGGACACCACAGGCCGAGGGGAGGAGGAGCAGGCAGGUGUGACUCGGAGGGGCUCCCAAGGGCAAGCUAAACCUCGGAAGAUGGUGAAAGAGAAGAAGGAAAGGAGAGCUCCCUCAGAUGAUGAGGACGAUAACCUGUUUGUACCCCCCAAGCUGACCGAUGAAGACUUUUCACCGUUUGGUUCUAGAGGAGGCCUGUUCAGUGGCGGGAAGGGACUUUUUGAUGACGAUGAGGAGAGUGACCUCUUCACGGAAGCCCCUAAGGAUCAGGAUGUUCGAGCCUCUGCCAAUGAAGAGCCUUCAUCCUCUAAACCUGGGAAGAAAAUCCCAGCAGGAGCUGUCUCUGUAUUUUUAGGGGAUGCUGGUGUGUUUGGUGCCAGCUCUGCUCCAUCGCUGAAGGAGCCCCAAAAGCCUGAGCGCCCCUCUCCUGGGAGAAGCCCACACAUUCCAGCUCCGGCCGGCCUCUUUGAUGAUGAGGAGGAUGACGAUGACUUUUUUACAACAUCCCGCAGCAAACCUUCCCAGAAAGACAAAGUCAAAUCCACUGCUGAUAUCUUUGAUGAUGAGGAAGGAGAGCUGUUUAAAGAAAAAACCGUAGCUUUGCCAGAAGCUACUAUAAAACAGACAGAGGAAAAUAAAGCAAGAGCAGAGAAAAAGGUUACCCUUCCUUCCAGCAAAAAUCUGAAGCCCUCGUCAGAAACAAAUACUCAGAAAGGGUUAUUUUCAGAUGAGGAGGACUCUGAGCAGGAUUUAUUUACUUAUCAAAAUGCAAGUAAGUCAAAAAGUGCACCUUCCCUGCCUGGCAAACUCCCUACGCCAGUCUCACUGUUCGAUGAUGAUGAAGAGGACAAUCUGUUUGGGGCUACAGCUGUUAAAAAGCAGACAUCAUCUCUAUUAAUUCAGAAUCAAGAGAAAACAAAACUCUCUGAGCCUGCCAAAAAGAAAACAUCUGCCUUAUUGUUCAGCAGUGAUGAGGAAGACCAGUGGAAUAUUACUGAUUCACAGAAAAACUCGGCACCUGACAACAGGUCUAAAGUGGGGCUUAGAGACUCAGGGACCAGCCAGGUACAAGAGGCCAAGGCGGUGAAAAAGACCAGCCUGUUUGAGGAGGAGGAUGAAGACGAUCUGUUUGCUAUUGCUAAGGACAGCCAAAAGAAGACCCAGAGAGUGUCGUUGCUUUUUGAAGACGAUGCUGACAGUGGAGGCUCUCUGUUUGGCUCUCCUCCUGCAUCCGUUCCGCCAGCAACAACGGCAACACCUAUACUGUUCAGUGAUGGGGAGAAGGAGGCACCGUCUGAAGCAAAGCCUGCGAGUAAGGGAGUUGAAAGUACUUUUGGACCACCAGAAUUUGGGAGAACCAGUGUGGCCGAGGGAUCAGAAAAGGAAGGGCCCUUGACUAGAUCUGCCCAGGAAACAGUCCAGCAUUCUGGUUUGUUUUCUUCACCAUCCCCAUUGGAUAAAGGAGCCAAGGAUAGAACCAAAACAGUUCUUAGCUUGUUUGAUGAGGAAGAUGAUAAAACCGAAGCUCAAAACAGCAUCCAUAGUCUACAGAAAGAAGCAGGAAAGAACUCUGAUCCUGCUGCCCGCCCAAAGAGCACAGGUGUCUUUCAGGAUGAGGAGCUCCUUUUCAGCCACAAACUCCAGAAGGACAAUGAUCCAGACGUUGACCUCUUCUCUGGCACCAGAAGAACCAGGUUGCUACAGCCGAGUGCUGGGAGUCUAUUUGGGGAUGAGGAAGAUGACGAUCUGUUCAGCUCGGCCAAGUCUCAGCCUCUGAUACCAGAAAAGAAGAAGGUGGUGAAAAAAGACCACUCUGUUUCUUCUUUCAAGAACCAGAAACAACAUGAAUCUACUCAAGAUUUCAAAGAAAAAGACACAUGGAAACUGGAAACACCUCAGGACUCAUCAGGUCUCGCUCCAUUUAAAACCAAAGAGCCAUCCGCUCGGAUCGGGAAAAUACAAGCAAAUUUAGCGAUUAACCCAGCAGCCUUGCUGCCUUCAGCGACUCCCCACAUCUCUGGAGCGAAGCCUGUUUUGUUUGAGUCGGCUUUUCCUCCACGGGAACCUGAAAGGACCCACAGUCUGGAGCACGCAUCCAUCCUUCCUGGGCGUGGUGAGGCCGGAGUGAGUUUUGAUCUUCCAGCUCAGGCAGACACCUUACCCAGUGCAAACAAGAGCCGAGCCAAAGUGAGAGGGAAACGCAGACCCCAGACCCGAGCGGCUCGGCGGCUGGCUGCCCAGGAGUCCAGUGAAGCAGAGGACGUGAGUGUCCCCAGAGGACCCACUGCACAGUCAGGAGACAUCGCCCUUUCACUGGGUGGCCAUCACACCCAGCCUGGGGUCUGCGGAGAAGACGGCCCUGAGAAGGCUGUGGCAGCUGCUGUUCCAGCUUCGGAAGGUAGCUCUGUGCUUGAAGUGGACAGAAGCCCUUUUGCAAAAUCCCUGGGUCAGCCUCUUGAGGACAACCUUUUCGAUGCUGGGGAUAUCUUUUCCAAAGGUUCUGGAUCUCAGUACAAAACAAAAGCCAAGGAGAAGACCAUGGAGGCUCUGCCGAACAAGCCAGGGGGAAAUAAAGGAAAGAGCUCCAUUUUUUCAGCUCUAGAUGAGACAGGCAGUGAUGAUGAUCUGUUUCAGACUGUUAAACCAAAACCAGCAAAGAAAAUGAAUCCCUUUCCUCUCCUGGAAGAUGAAGACGAUCUCUUUACAGAUCACAGAGGCAAGAAGAGUGAGUCAAAAUCCAACAGUCAGCAGGAUGCAAUAUCAAAAACACAGGAUAUUUUUGAGGAUGAUAUAUUUGCUACAGAAGCAAUUAAACCAUCACAAAAAACAAAAGAGAAGGAAAGAACAUUGGAACCCAAUUUAUUUGAUAAUAUUGAUAUUUUUGCUGACCUAACUGUAAAACCAAAAGACAAGUCUAAAAAGAAAGUGGAAGCUAAGUCGAUAUUUGAUGAUGACAUGGAUGAUAUCUUCUCCUCUGGUACUCAGGCUAAGACAACCAAACCAAAAAGCCGAUCUGCACAGGCAGCACCUGAAGAAAGCUCUGAACACAAGGUGUCCAGCAUAUUUGAAGACCCCUUGAAUGCCUUUGGAGGCCAGUAGAGUAUCUAGGUGGCCACACUACCUUUCAGCUAAGCCUUGAGUUAAUAAUACUGUCUUACACACACUUUCUUAACUGGAUGACAAAAAACAAAUACUGAAACAGCUCGCUCACUCCUUAUCCAUUGUAACUUGAGUAUUUUCCUGCACUGGUUUUAAUCAUGCUUAGUACUGCAAAGCAAAAAUAAAUGUUUCACAAAUGGUU